Thunnus maccoyii (southern bluefin tuna) is the source of this 3673-nucleotide messenger RNA. Its product is annotated as serine-rich coiled-coil domain-containing protein 2-like. Gene Ontology annotation, cellular component: microtubule cytoskeleton. The record is from RefSeq and is a predicted model, not a curated record. Gene Ontology annotation, molecular function: microtubule binding. Lineage: Eukaryota; Metazoa; Chordata; Actinopteri; Scombriformes; Scombridae. The transcript has 13 exons. Gene Ontology annotation, biological process: microtubule bundle formation. The coding region runs from base 535 to 3432 and encodes 965 amino acids.
UUAUGUUUACAGUGUGCAGAUGACGUCAGUGACAGCUGUGCCUCGAGCAGGCGCUGUCCGCGUGCGCGCACGUGCGUGUGUGUGUGUGUGUGUGGAUGAUUCAGCAGCUCGAGCAGCAGCAGACAGCAGCUCGUCCUCUGGACAUGUGCAACACAAACGGACUUCUGGCGGACAAACGACUUUAAUUUUGACAUUUAACGGCUCACAGGGCACGAGGAAGGUAACCGGCAGCCCGUGCAGGUGAUAAAUAACCGUCGGAGACCCCGUAGUGUUCACUUCUCACAGGCCGGAGAACGGCAGCGAAACACCGCAGGAGUCAGACCUCCCAGUGGAUUUUAUCAUCAGAUAUCUGGACUUUUAUCGGUUUGUUGUGUUUUUAUCAGACUUUCUCCGGCUGGAUUUAACCGAACACAUCCUCAGCUGCUUUCAUCCAACCAUCUCAACGUCGACGUUUCCGCAUUUUGACGCCUGAUGCUGCGUUUAUCCGGCAGCUCCUCUUCCUCAGUGUCUCCAUGGUGAAGUGGGCGGGGUCUGAUGUCAGCCCCUCCUCUCGUCGGCCCUCCUCCUGCCAUGCCCACCAUGGUUUCUAGGUUGCCCAAAUUCGGCUCGCGGCCCAAAGCCGCCGCACCUUUAUCUCAGAUGUGUUCAGCUCCCACCUCAAACGCUGGCACCUUCACCAGCGCCACCGCCGCCACCACCGCCACCAGCACCCGCCUCACCAACGGGUUCUACCACCACCCCGGCCCGGUCACCGCCGCGGCCACCUCUGUGAAACAGAACGGAUUUAUACGAGUGCCCACUUCGUUUUCUGUGAAAUGGAAGAAGGAGAACGGGGCGUUGGAGGACGGCGGGGGCGACGCAGAGAAGGAGUGGCGAAGAGGAAAAGGUGUCGGGCAGAAUCGGAGCGGCAACGCCCAUCAGUAUUAUCCUCCGCGGGAACACGGGUCGCCUCAGAGGUCACCGGCGGUGUCGCAGCACGACCUGAAGAAGCCAGCCACAUCCUCUGCGGGGAAGGGGCGUGGCUUUGGCCAGCCUGUGACAUCAAAAUCAUCAUCGCCAUCGCCACAGUCCAGCCCUCGAACGCUUCCUGUGUCUAAAAGUGGAUCUCACAGUUUCAAACCGAGCCAGGCUGCCUCGGGUCUGACCAACGGCACAAAGCAGACCCUCAACGGUCUCUCUGGAUCUAAACCACGGAGUGCUACUAACGGUUUCCUGAGGCAGCCUCAGAGCUUUGCACGUCCUGGCGGUUCCAGGCCGAGUUCUGGUCCUGGUUCUCGAUCCGGUUCUCCCCUCCAAAAGAAACCGCCGGCCAGCCGCUCGCACUCGAGCGACAGCCUCGGGCCCGCUCCAUCCGUCCAUCUGACUGAAAGUGAUCGGUUUCGCUCUCGUAGCCUCACCCAGGUACGGCGGCAGCCCUCCCCCACCCUCCCCCCUCCCUCCUCCUCCUCCUACUCUCGCUCCCCCGCCGCCACCCGCUCCUACUCCAACAACAGGGCUGCUGAGCGAGGCCUCAAAGAGCCCACCGCCUCCUCUGCUCAGGCUCCGCCCAGAGGCAGCGUGGCGAAAUCGCCUCCUGAGGGCGGAGGUAGAGGCGGAGAGGUCAAAGCUCAAAGGUCAGGGGUCGGCAUCCCCUCCCUGCUACCACCUUCUGCUUUAAAGAAGCCCCUCCUACCCAGCCUCAGCUCCGCCUCUAAGCCCAGCGGCAUCAGCUACAAGCUGUCCCGCCCGUCACUCAUGAAGCAGUCCCGCCCCCUCAGAGUGACCUCGGCCAACGUGGCGGGAGGAGACGCGGAGGUGAACGGAUGGAGGAACUCAGCGGAGACGCCGUCUACGACAGACAACAGCCCAGAAACUACCCCCGAGGCUCCAGAGACAGGGGGGCUGCUGACAGAGUUAGCGGCCCACAGAGAGCUGUCGAUUGUGGGGGAGACUCUGGAGGACAUGUCCCUGUCCUCCACUUCUUCUCUGGAUAGAAACGACACCAGUCAGGAGUAUAUGGACGACUUUGACAACCUCGGGAACGGAGGGGUGGGCAUAAUGCUUCUCUCCUCUAAAAACGAUGAAGACGACUCAGGGCUCGACCAAUCAUGUACCAGGUUUGAUGACGACAAGGUGGCGGUUAACGGUGUUACCAAGGCGACUGGGCUGUGUUUCCUGGACGACAGUAUGGACUGGGCUGGCGUGAGACUGAGUGGUGAGCGAGGAGAGCAUCAGCUGACCCGGCUCUCCCGCCGGAGAAGGUCCAGUCAGCCGGAUUACCACGACCAGGGCGGCUCGUCUCUGGACUUGUCCCCCUCAGACAGCUGCGGAUCCGGGGGAACCUACAUGUGGGACGAGGAGGGUCUGGAGACGCUGGGAGGCGCCGCCACCACCGCCUCCAUCCACACCAACGGAAACACCACCCACCACAUCGGGAGCUUCGACUCCGACCUCAACAGCAUCGACAUCUUGAACAACCUGGAGUCUUGUGAUCUUGAGGAUGACGACCUCAUGCUGGAUUCAGACUUCCCAGAAGAGGCCUCUCUGCACAGCGAUGCAGAUGGGAUGUCCCACAUGGCUCAGUGGAGGAGGAGACAGCUCUGCUGGGGAACGCAGGACAUCCACAAUGAAAAUGAAAGGUCUCCCUGCCUGUCUCCUGGUACUCCUGGUCUGGGUCUGGACGUGGAAGAACUGGCUGAAGAUUGUUCUGCAGUCAGAUCACAGCUGGAGUACCUGCAGAGGUUACUGCUACAGGAGGAGGACGUGGACGAUGACACUUUGACCACAGACACUCUGAGUCCUGAGGCUGCCGACUCCUCGCACAGCUCAAACGCACAGGUGCAGGAUCUCCUGCAGGAGGUGCAGCAGCUCAGGGAGGAGCUGAGAAGCCGAGACCGAACCAUCGCACAACUCACCCUGCAGCUGACUGUUCCUGUGGUGACCAACAGGUGUUGUUGCCAGGAGACGACGGGACGAAUGGAUCAACACACACAGACGAGUGUGACGGAGAGAGAGAGCGUGGCCUCGCAGACGCCCUGGAGAGUACACACUUCACAGAUACUUCACUCCUCCAGCCAGGAAGACCAGGAACCACUGACGGACCGAGUCCCAGCUCCACCUGCAACCCGAGCGCCGCCUCCAGCUAACUCCUGCUCCACCCGCCCCGAGACCCCCGCCGACAGCGUCCCCGAUACCGCCGACCGCACCGCCGAUGACGGAAAAAGAACGACGACGACAACGAAGGAGGAGGAGAAAGGAGGAGAGACGAAGGGGAGGAGAGGAACCUACAUCAGAACCCUCCAGCUCCCUCAUCCGUCCAAACUCCGCCUCUUCCUGUCUCAGACGUCCAGCUCUGCUGCCGCCGCCGCCGCUUCCCCUCCGAAGAGCAGGGCGGCGCCGGCCUCCACAUCUGGCUCCGGCUUGUCCCGCCUCCCCAAGCCGAAGAACCACUGAGCGAGCGAGCGAGCGAGCGUCCGACGCCAUCUUCCUAACACGCAGCGAUGCGAUCGUCAUGGAAACGACACAGCCAGUAGUGUUUCAGUGAAGCUUUUACUUUCUGAUGAUUUCACCUGCAAACUGGCGCCGCUGGUGGAAAAUUUAAACUUGUACUGGUUUCUUCCCAACCUGUGACAUGAAUAUACUGGUACUGCUGUCAUGUGAUCGAGUGAGAUCAGAAUAUAAACACUUUAACUUA